This is a messenger RNA of Labrus bergylta (ballan wrasse), 1914 nucleotides long. The record is from RefSeq and is a predicted model, not a curated record. Lineage: Eukaryota; Metazoa; Chordata; Actinopteri; Labriformes; Labridae.
CUCCCUCUGCCGAGUCUCGCGGAGAGCAUCAGACUGCACCUUUUCCUUCUCAAGAGAACGGAAAGAGAGAGAGAGAUUGAGUCAGAGAGAGGAAGCGCGAGAGAGGAAAAGGAGAGCGCGAGAGAAAGAAAAAGAGAGAGCGAGAGAGAGAGAGAGAGGGAAAGCGCGCGCGCGAGGGGGAGACCAAUAGCACCUUGUCGCCUGGAGGCGAGCCUGUGAUAAUUUUGUCCCUGUCCGGUAGACCGACUCUAUCUACCACCGGGCGAGCGUGUGCUGUUUCCUCUCUCGCGGCUUCCAGGUUCUUCUCUUCAAAUGGGAAGGUAAAAUCGAUGAGUCGCGCGCGCCGCACUGUUGCCACGGGGACCAAAGGAUGUGCUUGAGGUCGCUGGAGAGAGUGAUGACGUGGCAGUGAGAGACACACAUACCCUCACUUGUACUCGCAUACACUCACAAACACACACACAUAUUGGCCCACACACACACACUUUAAGUCUUGCCCUACUAAGACAGGAAAGAGGGGGAGAAAAUUCAGCUAUGACGGGGUCAUUUCUCUCCAUUACCAAUGUGUGAGCCACAAACCCACACACACACGUACUCCGUGGGGAGUUGCCUUCAUGGGGGAUAAGGCCCUAUCUAGGGCACAAAGAUGGAGUUUGCAUCCUAUUUGUCAUGUCUCUAACACUCACACAGAUGCACUCACAAAUACACAGAUCCAGAGUCUCAUAUGUGAGAAGUGAAAAAUGAAAGACUGAAUGGAGAGGAUACACUGAGCAUCCCAGAGAAGACAAUAACACGGUGUAGGCUUAUAGGGAAAGAAGAUUCCCAUAACUACCGAAGGUCGGAGGGAACCGCAGUUUGGCCCUCUUCUUCAAUGUGUUGUCACUUCCUGUUUUAAAGAGAACCCCUGUAAAAGCAGGGCACACCAGAGACACAGAAAGUGUUCAACGAAGUGCCCUACAGUUGUCACCAUGAGCUGUAGGCUAGAGGGAACAUCCCAGCUCUAGCCUCCAUCUCCAGCCGUGUGUGUGUGUGAGUGUGAGAACGAGUGUGUGCAUGACUGUGAUGGCAGUGUGUGUUUGGGCGGCAGCCCCCCUACUUUUCUUGGGGCUGUGCCUGUGCAGUGUUGGGGGUCAUGCCCAAGGCGAGGUCCUGGAGUUUGGAGGCGUGUCCAGCCAGUGGGGGCGGUUCCCAGUGUGGAAUGCCUGCUGUGAAAGCGUGCUGAGCUUCAGCCUGCGGACUCACAGCCAGGAGGGCCUGCUGCUUUACCUCGAUGAUGAGGGCUUCUGCGACUUCCUGGAGCUGUUGCUUCUCCAUGGCCACCUCCGCCUGCGUUUCUCAAUUUUCUGUGCUGAGCCAGCAGAGCUGCAGUCAGGCGUGGCGGUGAGUGACGGUCACUGGCAUGCAGUGCGUGUAAAACGGGACUGGAGGAACACCUCGUUGGAGGUGGAUGGACGACUGGAGGGAUGGGCAGAAGUGAAGAGCAAAAGAAGAGAUAUGACAGUUUUCAGCCACACCUUCAUGGGCGGGGUGACACCAGAACUCCACUCCUCGCCACUGCGCCUUACAUCCCCUUCUGUGCGGGAACAUCCCGCCUUCCGUGGCUGGAUCACGGCAGUUAGCAUCAACGGCUCACUAGCGACGGUGGACAGCUCAGAGGGUGUCACGGUAACAGCUGGAUGUGGGCCGGACCACCAGUGCCAGAAUGGAGGGGUGUGUAGUGUGGUCAACGACCAGGCCGUCUGCGACUGCUCCGACACCGGUUACCAAGGCAAUGACUGCAGCGAAGGUAAGGCCCAGUACCAUGCUAACCCAUCAUUAACAUCUCAUCUUUUACGUACACAGUUACAUACCCCAUACACAAACAAACAUGCACAUGCAAAUACAGUUCAAUGCCAAACACAGGUGCUGCAGUAG